AUGCCCUCCAAAUUCCAUUUCUACAUUAACCGUCAUACGGGCUUGCCAGAGGACGCUUACCACUUCACCAAGGGCGAGCCAUCUGAGAACGAAAGCCGAUCCCAGGCGCACACAGACUUCCGCAACGCCCGCGGCCACCUCCCCCACGCCGGCCUCAACCCCAUCCGCUCAUCCACCGGCGUAGUCUGGGUGACGGACCGCGCCACCGAACACGGCUACCUCGAAGCCCGCGACCAAUGGGCGAACCUAGGCCAAGGAGCGCCAGACGUCGAGGACGACAUCGCGGGGUGCUUCCGUCGCCCGGACACCAUUGACAUCACCGUCUCGGCGAGGGAAUAUGCUCCCAUAGCGGGGAUAAAACCGCUGCGGGAGGCGGUGGCGAAGCUCUACAACGAGAUGCACAGGAAGGGGAAGGAGAGCCAGUAUACGUGGGAGAACGUGGCUAUUGUUCCUGGUGGGAGGGCUGGUUUGAUACGGAUUGCUGCGGUGUUGGGGUCUGCGUACAUGUCAUUUUUCUUGCCGGACUAUACGGCGUAUAAUGAGAUGUUGUCUCUUUUUAGGAAUUUUGUCUCUGUUCCCGUACCUCUAUCUGCCGACAACGACUACCAGCUAGACCCGGGCCUGAUAUCCUACGAAAUCGCCCGCGGUGCCUCCAUCAUCUUGACGUCUAACCCUCGCAAUCCUACGGGGAGAGUGGUCAAAAACCCGGAGCUGGCAGAGAUCCAGAGGCUCUGCCGUGGGCGCGCAACGUUUGUGGCUGACGAGUUCUACUCGGGAUAUAACUACACGAGCGGGUGCGACGGUUCGACAGUGUCGGCAGCGGAGAACGUCGAGGAUGUCGACAGAGACGAUGUGAUUAUCGUCGAUGGGUUGACCAAGAGGUUUAGAUUGCCCGGGUGGAGGAUUGCGUGGGUUUUGGGGCCCAAGGAAUAUAUCAAGGCGAUUGGUUCAAGCGGCAGCUAUCUGGACGGCGGUGCUGCGCAUUGCCUGCAAGAGGCCGCAAUACCGAUUCUCGACCCCGAACUUGUGAGGAACGAGAUGGCAUGUCUGCAGAGGCACUUUCGAGACAAGCGCGACUACGUCAUAGGCAGACUGCGAAAGAUGGGAUUUGAGUUCAACUACGUCCCAGAUUCGGCCUUCUACAUAUGGCUCAACCUGCAAGGCCUACCAGAGCCUAUUCGUGACGGGCUCAGUUUCUUCGAAGCCUGCCUCGAGGAAAAGGUCAUCGUCGUCCCGGGCAUAUUCUUCGACUUGAACCCUUCGCAUCGACGUGACCUGUUUGAUAGCCCGUGCCACCACUUUGUGCGGGUUUCUUACGGUUCGAAGAUGGACCAACUACGGAAGGGGUGCGACGGAAUCGAGAGGGUCAUACAGAAGUAUUCCUCUUCUUAA
Molecule: messenger RNA, 1392 nt
Organism: Scedosporium apiospermum
Lineage: Eukaryota; Fungi; Ascomycota; Sordariomycetes; Microascales; Microascaceae
Exons: 8
Coding region: 1-1392 (463 amino acids)
Biological process (GO): biosynthetic process
Molecular function (GO): pyridoxal phosphate binding
Source: RefSeq, a predicted model, not a curated record